Molecule: messenger RNA, 915 nt
Organism: Plasmopara halstedii
Lineage: Eukaryota; Oomycota; Peronosporomycetes; Peronosporales; Peronosporaceae
Product: TBP-1 interacting protein
Exons: 4
Coding region: 1-915 (304 amino acids)
Biological process (GO): meiotic strand invasion involved in reciprocal meiotic recombination; meiotic joint molecule formation; homologous chromosome pairing at meiosis
Cellular component (GO): condensed nuclear chromosome; DNA recombinase auxiliary factor complex
Molecular function (GO): recombinase activator activity; double-stranded DNA binding
Source: RefSeq, a predicted model, not a curated record
AUGAGUGACUUUGACGACGAAGACUUCUCUCUGGGUGCGGAGGACUCUGAGGACGAGCAGCUCGCUGAGUCAGAAGAUUUUGAAGAUGAUCCAGCUAGUGACGAGUCGGACGAGGAGGUGGCUUCGAAGCCCAAGAAAGUGCGUGUAUCGCCCAAGAAGUCCACAAAGAAAUCAUUGCACGAUAACAAUACAACCAAAAGCCCGGCGACUUCAAAACCUGUUUCUGGUGUAAGAAAAUCUCCAGCUUCUUCGACCACAAAGUCGACAAAUUCAAAGGUUAUGAAGGCGGAAGAUGCUGAAGAAGCUGUGCUUGACUACAUGUUCAAGGCGAAUCGACCGUAUAGUUUGCUCAAUGUCUUUGAGAAUAUGCACCGAGCUAUUGCAAAGCCGUCGUUAUCAAAGUUGUUGGAUAACCUCGUGGUCAAAGAGAAGCUCGUGAGCAAGACGUAUGGCAAGGCUAAGAUUUAUUAUGUCAACCAGAAUCUUCUGCCCGUGCCAUCGGAAGAAGAUCGUCAUAAUGUGGAAGAGCAGAUUAAAUUGAUUUCUACGGAAUGCUCUGCUUUAGAGCAAGAACUCAAGAUUGCUGAAGCGACUUUGUCAACUAUAACAUCACAAAUCUCGAACAAAGAUUUAGAUGCUACGUUAAUGCAGCUUGAGGAAACAGUUGUGACUCUCGAGAAGAAAGUAGAGUCUAUGGGUCAACCAGAUCGAGUAGCUGUAUCACCAAAUAGGAAAGAUUCACUCAAGCGCAAGUUUACCAAGUAUCACACGGCUUGGGUAAAACGGAAGCGCAUUGCAAUGGACGGAAUUAAUCAAAUUGCUGAUGGAAUGGAGAAAAAAGCGAAACAUGUGCUAGAUCUGGUAGGCAUCGAGACAGACGAAGAGGUAGGGAUUAAGGUUCUUCCUACUCUUUAA